Molecule: messenger RNA, 712 nt
Organism: Capsicum annuum
Lineage: Eukaryota; Viridiplantae; Streptophyta; Magnoliopsida; Solanales; Solanaceae
Exons: 1
Coding region: 156-440 (94 amino acids)
Source: RefSeq, a predicted model, not a curated record
AAAGAAAAAUCAUUAUUGUGUAACGCUUGUUUACCAAGCAAUGGCCUUUGUCUCUUUUCUGAAUUUCUGCUUCUCUCACCUAUAAAUAUAACUGUCCAUAUUCUUCAACACUUGCAAGCAAACCAAGAAUAUUUAUUGUGUGUUGUGUUCCAACAAUGGCUCUAAAUUGGCUAAUUAGCAUUGCAUACACAAUCACUCUUGGAAACUCUUCGUCAUCAUCAUCAUCAGAAUUUACCACCAAGAAUCAAAUGAAAAAUGAAGGAGAAUUCGGGUUUCGAAUGCCUCUUCAUUAUCCGAGGUACAAGAAAGAUGAUUACGAGAAUAUGGAGAAGUGGAAGAUCGAUGAGCUUCUGAGAGAAUAUGGACUUAGUUUCCGUGGGAGUGUUGAUGACAAGAGGAGAUUUGCUAUGGGUGCAUUUUUGUGGCCUGAUCAACUUUGAUGUUUGGUCUAAAUUGGUUUGUGUAUGUUCUCUGUUUGAGACUCAGGCCUAGUUAUUAUUAUUGUUGUUGUUAUGGAUGUGGUUAGAGUGAGGUUAAAUUUGUCAUAAUUGGUCCUAUAACCUUUUUUUUUUUACCAAUAUAUUCAAGCCGGGUUAUAUUAUUGUUGUUGUUUUAGAUGUUGUUAGAGCUUGGUUAAAUUUGUACUAAUUGGUUGUACGAGCUCUCUUUUUUCGAAUAUAUUAUAAUCUGGUUCUAACAUGUUUGAAAUUGA